Messenger RNA from Zea mays, 4070 nucleotides. RefSeq names its product glutamate receptor 3.4. Gene Ontology annotation, biological process: G protein-coupled receptor signaling pathway. The transcript has 4 exons. Gene Ontology annotation, cellular component: membrane. Gene Ontology annotation, molecular function: ligand-gated monoatomic ion channel activity; G protein-coupled receptor activity. Lineage: Eukaryota; Viridiplantae; Streptophyta; Magnoliopsida; Poales; Poaceae. The record is from RefSeq and is a predicted model, not a curated record. Bases 1217 to 3787 code for a protein of 856 amino acids.
GAUCUAAAUUUAACAAACCAAGAAGGCUACUUGCAUACUUACAUCUAAUUACGGCUUGCAUAUUAGUUAUUGCCCGGGCUAAAAAGCCCUAUCACGACAUACAUAAAUGCAUAGCACUACUGCUCCCCUUUUUGCUGGAUUCUUCCAUUUUCCUCCGCUUCUUCUUGAUUCACUGGUGGUGCACAGGUGCUGGGCACUCGCCCAAGUUUUCUUUUUUUUGCCGUCGGUGCUCGCUUGUUGAGUUGUUGUUCCUUUCUUUGUUUCCCAAAAUCGUAUCUUUCUGUCAACGCUGUUGCCAUGUCCGGACCGGAGUCAGGGGCCAGCUGAGGCGACAACCAUAAGCCCUCACCCUUACCCUCAGCUGCUGCUUCUUGGCUUGGGCUUGAAGCAGAUCAAGGGAGGAGGAGAAGGAGAUGGCGUCGCCCUUGUCUUCCUCCUCCUCCAGCACCAGCACCAGCACCAGCACGCUCCUCCGGCUGAUCUGCCUCUGCACCGCCUUGCCAGUCGCCCUGCAGGCGGCGGCGGCGCGCCCGCCCAACGUCACCGUCGGCGCCCUCUUCACCUUCGACUCCGUCAUCGGAAGGUCUGCCAGGACCGCCAUCCAGCUCGCCGUCGACGACGUCAACCGCGACCCCGCCGUGCUGAGGGACACCAACCUCAGCGUCAUCUUCCAGGACACCAAGUGCAGCGGAUUCGUCGGCACAAUCCAAGGCACCGUAUUCCAUUCCUUGCUUGUCUGAAUUGCAUUGCAACUUGAGUUCUCCCUUUCUCCACAAGAACAUCAACAUUCAUUGCAUCAAGAUGUCAAUCCUCCCAUUCCUCUGUUCAAACUGCAUGGAACUGGGUUAUGCGUUGCAGAUUCAUUCAGAGUUUCAUGUUCCACACAUCGUAGCAGCAGGAGUAUGGCAAUAGGGAGGAAGGGCACUCUUCUAGUCUAGUCAACUCCAUUAUUUUUCUUCAAAGCAAAUCAUGCUAGCUUGCAUAGCUUUGUUCAAUUAAAAAAAACAAACACGAGCGCGAGUUUGAUUUUGUAAGAAUUGCCGCGUGUGAGUUAAACUGAUCACCAGAUGAGAUGGGUCAGACAUCCAGCCAGCCUCGUGGUAUCAACAGUCAACGGCUGCAUCAUUGAGUGUUAGCCAAACUGCGGCCUUGGAUGAGAUGAGAGUAUGGGACUGACUGACCUUUCGUGAACCUGAACUCUGCAGCCCUGGAGCUGAUGGAGAGGCAUGUGGUGGCCGUGGUGGGCCCCCAGUCCUCGGGCAUCGCGCACGUCGUCUCCCACGUCGCCAACCAGCUGCGCGUCCCGCUGCUGUCCUUCGCCGCCACCGACCCGGCGCUCGCCUCCUCGCAGUACCCCUACUUCGUCCGCGCCACGCACGACGACCGCUUCCAGAUGGCCGCUGUCGCCGACGUCGUCGCGCACCACGGCUGGCGGGAGGUCACGGCGGUCUACGUCGACAACGACUACGGCCGCGGCGGCGUCGUCGCGCUCGGAGACGCGCUCGAGGCCCUGCGCGCCAGGGUCUCCUACAGGGCCGCGUUCCCGCCGGGCGCCGACCGCGCCGCGCUCGCCGACCUCCUCGUGCGGGCCAACAUGAUGGAGUCGCGCGUCUUCGUCGUCCACGCCAGCCCUGACUCGGGACUCGACGUCUUCGCCGCCGCGAGGUCGCUCGACAUGAUGGCCACCGGCUACGUCUGGAUCGCCACCGACUGGCUCGCCGCCGCCAUCGAUGCUGCUGGUGCUGGUGCUGCUGCUGCUGCUGGUAAUAUACAGGGUGUCCUCAUGCUGCGCCAGUACACCCCGGACUCGGACGCCAAGGCGUCGCUCGUCUCCAGGUUCGCGGCCAAACAGUACAUCAACGCGUACGGCCUCUUCGCCUACGAUUCCGUCUGGAUGGCGGCGCGCGCCAUCGACCAGUUCCUCGACGACAACGCCAGCGGCGGUAACGUCUCCUUCUCCGCCGACCGCAACAUCCGCGACGCCAACGGCAGCGCGCUGGGCCUCAGCGCGCUCAGGGUGUUCGACCAGGGCGAGCAGCUGCUUCGGAAGGUCAUGCUCGCCAACUUCACUGGCGUCACGGGCAGCGUCCGGUUCCAGUUGGACGCCGAUGGGAGCGGGGGCGCGACCCUCAUCAACCCCGCCUACGAGAUCCUCAACGUCGGUGGCACGGGCGUCCGCCGGGUCGCCUACUGGUCCAACUACACGCGCCUGUCGGUGGAGGCGCCCAGGCUGCUCGCCGACGGAGGGCCGCCGCCCAACUCCAAUAACACGACCACCCAGCAGCAGCAGCAGAUGUACAGCGUCAUCUGGCCCGGUGACACCACGGCUAAGCCGCGCGGAUGGGUAUUCCCCAACAACGGCAAGCCGCUGCGGAUCGGCGUGCCGUACCGGACGACGUACAAGCAGUUCGUGUCCAAGGACCGGUCCAGCCCCGACGGCGUCAGCGGCUACUGCGUGGACGUGUUCAAUGCGGCGGUGGCGCUGCUCCCGUACCCGGUGCCGGCGUCGUUCGUCCUGUUCGGCGACGGCGUCAAGAACCCCAGCUACAACGAUCUGGUGCAGAGGGUGGCUGACGGCUUCUUCGACGCGGCGGUGGGCGACAUCUCCAUCGUCACGAACCGGACGCGGGUGGUGGACUUCACGCAGCCGUACGUGGAGUCCGGCCUUGUCAUCGUGUCCACGGUGAAGGCCAAGAACUCCAACGAGUGGGCCUUCCUCAAGCCCUUCACGCCGGGGAUGUGGGCCAUCAUCGGCGCCUUCUUCCUCUUCGUCGGCGCCGUGGUGUGGAUCCUGGAGCACAGGUUCAACCCAGAGUUCCGGGGGUCACCGAGGAGGCAGAUGGUCACCAUCUUCUGGUUCAGCUUCUCUACGAUGUUCUUCGCGCACAGAGAGAACACCGUGAGCACUCUUGGCCGCUUCGUCCUCAUCAUCUGGCUCUUCGUGGUGCUCAUCAUCAACUCCAGCUACACGGCCAGCCUGACGUCCAUCCUGACGGUGCAGCAGCUGUCCACGGGCAUCCAGGGCCUGGACAGCCUCCUCUCCAGCAACGACCCCAUCGGCUACCAGGUCGGCUCCUUCGCCCGGAGCUACAUGAUGGACGAGCUGGGCGUCCCAGCGUCGCGCCUCCGGGAGCUGGCCAUCGACGGCUACGCCGGCAGCCUGCAGCGCGGGCCCAGCAACGGCGGCGUGGCGGCCAUCGUCGACGAGCUGCCGUACGUGGAGCUCUUCCUCUCCACCAACUGCCAGUUCAGGACGGUGGGCCAGGAGUUCACCAAGAGCGGAUGGGGAUUCGCGUUCCAGCGAGACUCCCCCCUGGCGGUGGACCUGUCGACGGCCAUCCUGACGCUGUCAGAGAACGGCGACCUGCAGCGGAUCCACGACAAGUGGCUCAGCCCAGGGACGUGCGCGUCGCAGAGCACCGACGGCGUGGGCGCCGACAGGCUCAAUCUGGGCAGCUUCUGGGGCCUCUUCCUCAUCUGCGGCGUCGCCUGCUUCGUCGCCCUCCUCAUCUACUUCGCCAGGAUACUCUGCCAGUUCUGCAAGUACCACGGCCACGGGACCACCGACGGUGCCGGCCCGUUCCCCGUCCCGGAGAGGAGCCUGCGGCGGCCCGCCAGGCUCACCAGCAUCCGGGACCUCAUGUCCUUUGUCGACAUGAAGGAGGCCGAGGUGAAGAGGGCCAUCCGGAGCAGGUCCGACAGGCGACUCGACGGGUCCAUGGGCGGCAGGAGCUACACCUCCGAAGGGCCGUCCUUGUCACGGCCGUCCUCCAUGUCGCCGGUGUAAGACGGGCCGGCGGCGUUCUUCUUCAAGACACGUUUUUUGUUUGUGCUGAUCUGACUUAGGUAGUUGGAGCCUGGAGGCGACGAUCUGAAAUCGAUGAAACCGUGCGUAUGCACAAAUUGCUAUUCAACGAACAUACACACACACACGAUCUUUCGGAAGAUAGAAUCUGUAGGUGCUAGUAUGCAACGUAGUUCUCCCCUAGAAUUGCAGGGGUAUUAUGUACAAAAGUUUCAGGUUUUUAUGGACAGCUAAAGUUGAAAUGAGAAUUUCUUUUCUAUACAUA